Molecule: messenger RNA, 1218 nt
Organism: Scomber japonicus (chub mackerel)
Lineage: Eukaryota; Metazoa; Chordata; Actinopteri; Scombriformes; Scombridae
Gene: p2rx3b
Product: purinergic receptor P2X, ligand-gated ion channel, 3b
Exons: 12
Coding region: 4-1218 (404 amino acids)
Biological process (GO): monoatomic cation transmembrane transport; response to ATP
Cellular component (GO): plasma membrane; nuclear inner membrane
Molecular function (GO): extracellularly ATP-gated monoatomic cation channel activity; ATP binding; purinergic nucleotide receptor activity
Source: RefSeq, a predicted model, not a curated record
AGGAUGUGGUCAUGUAUUACAGACUUCUUCACCUACGAAACCACCAAGUCGGUGGUAGUGAAGAGCUGGACCAUCGGCAUCAUCAACCGUGUCGUCCAACUCCUCAUCAUCUCUUACUUUAUUGGGUGGGUGUUUGUCUAUGAGAAGGCUUAUCAGGUGAGAGACACAGCAAUUGAAUCCUCAGUGAUGACCAAGGUCAAAGGUUUUGGGGUCUAUAAUGACAAAGUCAUGGAUGUUGCAGACUACGUCACUCCUACACAGGGAGCUUCAGUGUUCUGCAUUAUCACCAAAAUGAUCACAACAGAGAACCAAGUCCAAGGAUACUGUCCUGAGAGUGAGAAGAAGUAUAAUUGUACAAAGGACAGCCACUGCUCAAGGUUCAUUAACAAGCCAGGAAGUAAUGGAAUUCCUACGGGGAGGUGUGUUCCUUUCAACGCCACCUUAAAGACGUGUGAGAUAAAAGGGUGGUGUCCUGCUGAGAUCGACACUAUCAAGACUACACCAAUGAUGGAGGUGGCGAAUUUCACCAUUUUCAUCAAAAACAGCAUCCGCUUCCCAUCCUUCAACUACACCAAAGGGAACUUCCUCCCCAACAUUACCAAUGAUUACAUUAAAAAAUGUAAUUUUGACAUAGACAACAACAUCUACUGCCCCAUCUUUAGAGUGGGAGACGUGGUCCGCUUUGCAAACCAGAACUUCACCAAAUUGGCAGACAAGGGAGGAGUGAUAGGAAUAAAGAUCGGCUGGAUGUGUGAUCUGGACAAAUCAGACGACCAGUGUAACCCGUCAUACUCAUUCACCCGACUGGAUGCCAUGUCACAGAAGAAUGCUGUCUCACCUGGAUACAAUUUCAGGUUUGCCAAAUACUACAAAAUGGACAAUGGGACUGACUACAGAACAUUGGUCAAAGCCUACGCUAUUAGGUUUGAUGUGCUUGUCAAUGGGAAUGCAGGGAAGUUCAACAUGAUCCCUACACUCAUCAACAUGGUGGCAGCCUUCACUUCAGUGGGAGUGGGCACGGUGCUGUGUGACAUCAUACUGCUGAACUUCCUGAAAGGAGCGGAGCAGUACAAGGCCAGGAAAUUUGAAGAGGUGUCAGACACACCUAUGGAUACCCAGGGCAGGGGGCUGUACCGUUCCCAGCUGUCACUCAGACAUAAUGAGACCAUCAUGAGGUCCAGUGACUCAGGAGCAUUUUCUAUUGAACAUUACAGCUAA